AUGACUUAUACACGCCAUUCCAUUCAGCAGCUCCAGGAGUGGUACGAUGCCGGGAACCGUGAACCCUUGGACAAAUUCGUCAGGGCCUUCAAAUAUAUCCAGAGUCUUCCUGCAGACCACGACGACUCCUUCCACAAACUCGGCGGAUACCACGGCGAACCAUUUCAUUACGAAAAGGCACCGCCCAAUCGAUCAAGCAAGUGGUGGGGAGGUUAUUGUUUCCAUGGCUGUGUGCUCUUUCCAACCUGGCACCGAGCUUAUAUGCUUCGGUUUGAGCAAGCUCUUCGAACGGCGCCCGGAUGUGAGGAUGUCACGCUUCCAUUCUGGGAUGAGUGCGCUGGGCUUGUCGGCAGGCCUUCUGUGGGCCUUCGUCCACAUCAUCUCAUCCCGCGCGUCCUUACUAUGCGCACUUACGAGCUGGACGGCCAAACCAUUCCCAAUCCUCUUUUCUCGUUCAAAUUGAAACAGAAGAUCGAGGAUCUCACCGUCGGCAAGGAACAACAUUACAGCAAACCGGAGGGUUAUGAAACCGUGCGAUAUCCCCUGUCGGGAAUGGUUGGAACCCAGGAAGACGAAGAGAACACGAAGAUUCACAAUGCCAGGUUCAGCGAUGCGGAGAGUGAAAGAUUGCUCAAUGUGAAUGUUACGAACUGGCUCAUUACCGGCCCGCGACACAUCCCUACACGUCAAGGUGCAAAGCCUCCUAGUGAUACAACCUCGAUCCUUGCAAGAUAUCUAAAGUGCUUAGACACCGAUACGUACACCAUCUUCUCGAAUACCACCUCACAAACCAAGUUGAUGGAGAAGCUCUGCAGGGAGCGGAAUGAGGGGCAUUGGCUUAUGUCGUUGGAAAGCCCUCACAACGGUAUUCAUCUGGCCAUCGGGGGCUUUUUCCAGCAAGGAGAAGAUGGAACAAACGCCGACGAGAUUGACGAUGCCAAUGGUGAUAUGGGCGACAAUGAGACUGCUGGAUUUGAUCCGAUUUUCUUCCUCCAUCACUGCUUUAUCGACUAUAUGUUCUGGCAGUGGCAACUGAGACAUGGAGCCACGGAGACCCUCACCAUCGAUGAGGGUGAUCCUGGAGCAAAGGUCCCCGAGGGAGGAAUCCUUGAUUUACCAGAAGGGGAACAAUUAACCAUGGACACCCCACUGCCACCAUUCGUGAAGCCGGGUGAAAAGAACUAUUACACAUCGAAGGACAUGGUGAACAUUGAGAGCCUUGGUUAUACCUAUGGAUCGGGGUCUUUGGACAAGCACCAUGCGCCCAUUUUGCAUGCGCCGCACGUCCCCGUCAAACAAAUGGUCAAGAUUUCAAGCAUCUUCCGGAGCAAACACAAGGGAUCAUUUGUCAUACGUACCUACGCCACAGGUCCAGGAUGCCCGGAACCCAUCGAGAUCGGUCGUGAGCCCAUUCUGAAUCGAUGGAACGUCAGCCAGUGUGCAAACUGCCAGAAUCACCUCGAGGCUGUUUCAAUGAUACCCUUGGAUGCCGAAAUGCUUGCUCUUCUUCUGGGUGAUGACUGGGAGAAGGAAAAUCGGACAGUGGACGAAAUCAAGUACCAAGUUGAGAUUCACGCUCGUUCAGAAAAGACGCCAAGCAACGAAAAACGAAAGAGAGGGAAAUUCUUCUUUUCGCCGACGCCGCUCGUUGGCCGUCUUGUACCCGGCGGCGGUCUUCCGGCUAUCUUGAAGCCUCCUGUUUUUAAUGUGCCCAAAGACAUGCCUACCGUGGAGCAUUUGCUUAGGAACAAGUCAUUCCGGGUGGAACGAACAGCCUGA
Aspergillus oryzae RIB40 is the source of this 1779-nucleotide messenger RNA. RefSeq names its product tyrosinase family protein. The transcript has a single exon. Bases 1 to 1779 code for a protein of 592 amino acids. The record is from RefSeq and is a predicted model, not a curated record. NCBI's taxonomy places the organism in Eukaryota, Fungi, Ascomycota, Eurotiomycetes, Eurotiales, Aspergillaceae. Gene Ontology annotation, molecular function: oxidoreductase activity.